GGUCGGUUGUGUUUCUGACCGAUUGUAUUCCAACCGUUUUGUGUUCUUAAACUUGUUGAUUUGAAGCAACAGGUCUUUAAGAUAAGAUUCAAGUUGGAGUGGUGUUGUGUUGUUUUAAUUGUACAGGGUCUUUUAUGCAGCAGCAGGUGUGUGGCCACCAGAAGGGCUCGCGGGCCAGUCACUGCUGCGCGGCAGCUCGGUAGACUACGCGGCAGUGCUCCUGCUCGCGGCGAUGGCUGCCGUGCUGCUGGCUGCCGUCGGCUACCAGUGUGCCGCCACCUGGCGCUGGAUCAUGGGCAGGACUAGGCGCGACUCUGAAGACAGCAACUGCGACUCCUUAUCGCGACAGGCUGCCAUCCGCAUCAGCCACUCCCUCCCCGACCUUCAGUCCGAGCCCCUUAAACAGGAAUAUGUCCAGGAACACAAAGACCCUGCUAAGAAGGUAUUACGUCAGACCACACUGCCGAUCGUGCCGACCCGCCACCAGACCUUCCAGCGGCAACUGUCACACCGACUCGACCUGCCUUCCAUCCAGUUCAGCAUCUGCAGUCUGGAGCGAGCUGAUUCGUCCAUUGGUCUUAUCAAGCCGGAGUUGUAUAAGAACGAGUUAGUUCGUCAGUCAUCGACGGACAGCGCCGAAUUGGAGUUCUGUGGCAAGCUGCACUUCGCUCUCAAGUAUGACCACGAAGUUGAAGCCCUGGUUGUGAAGAUCUUCGAAGCCCGCGACCUACCGGUCAAGGACGUGUCUGGCAGCAGUGACCCUUACAUCAAGGUGUUCCUACUCCCGGAUCGCAAGAAGAAAUUCCAGACGAAGGUACAUCGCAAGAACCUCAAUCCGGUGUUCAAUGAGACCUUCCUCUUCAGUGUGAACUAUGAAGAGCUACGCCAGCGGUACCUGCAGUUCUCCGUGUAUGACUUCGACCGCUUCAGCCGGCACGACCUGAUUGGCCACGUCGUCCUCAAGGGUUUGCUGGAGGCAACCGACCUCAACCAGGAGAUUGAAUAUACUAUGAACAUCCUCGCGCCGCCGCAGGAAAAGAAAGAUCUUGGCGAGUUGAUGUUGUCGCUGUGCUAUCUUCCCACUGCUGGGCGUCUUACCGUCACCGUAAUCAAGGGAAGGAACCUGAAGGCUAUGGACAUCAAUGGAUCUUCCGAUCCUUACGUGAAGAUCUGCCUGAUCUGCCAAGGCAAGCGAAUCAAGAAGAAAAAGACGACGGUCAAGAAGAACACCCUCAGCCCAAUCUACAAUGAAGCGCUGGUCUUCGACCUUCCUGCUGAAAACGUCUAUGACGUCACACUCCUAGUCAAAGUCAUUGAUUAUGACAGGAUUGGCCCGAACGAGCUGAUAGGCUGCACAGCUAUUGGUUCCACGCUGAUCGGUAUUGGGCGCGACCACUGGUUGGAAAUGUUGGACAACCCUCGGAAACCCGUCGCGCAGUGGUACCAACUUAACAAGAGUCCGCCGACGAACAUCGCGCUGCCGGCGAAUGAUCAAAAUGUUGGGCUAAGCUGCUUGAAUGGAAGAUGAAGGGAUUCCAGAAAUUAAUAUCACGGAGUCAUCGUACCGGCGUCUACUUCGAAAGGUACCACUACCUGAGACCUGGAUAUCACCAGAAUGACACUCUAGAUGCCAAAGUAUAGCAUUAGUAAAUGUGAUUAGAGGAAUAAUGGUUGUUGUCCAUUUACUGUAGCAUUAUUAUAUAUAAUUUAACUUAAAAGAAUCAAUGUCAAGUGAUACAGAUGUAGAAUUUCUGAUUAGAUGUCGAUAUAUUUAGCAAAUAUAUGUUGACGUAGACAAAGAAUUUAACCUUUAGAAUUUAGUUAGACCAUCAUAAUUUAGUAGAUGUUGCUAAUAUACCCAGGAAAAAAAAUAUAAUAACCGUAGAUUCAUUUGUACCAUUAUACUUACCGUUUUCAUCCUAUACAUGUCUAAAUCUUCCGUUCCUUUCGAUAAAUUUACAUCUACGUUUAUAUAUUAUUAUACCAACUCAAUAUUAUAUAUUAUAUACACUAUUACUUCUAUUUAUAUAUGUAUAUCUGAAUACGCACACUUCAAAUUCAAGACUUAUCGUAUCAUGUACAUAUAUUAGUAAAUGUUAAUAGUUGUCUUUU
Molecule: messenger RNA, 2112 nt
Organism: Pectinophora gossypiella (pink bollworm)
Lineage: Eukaryota; Metazoa; Arthropoda; Insecta; Lepidoptera; Gelechiidae
Product: synaptotagmin-10-like
Exons: 11
Coding region: 233-1528 (431 amino acids)
Biological process (GO): regulation of dopamine secretion; regulation of calcium ion-dependent exocytosis; calcium-ion regulated exocytosis
Cellular component (GO): membrane
Molecular function (GO): clathrin binding; calcium ion binding; SNARE binding
Source: RefSeq, a predicted model, not a curated record